GGGACUGGCUCGGUAUUUUCGUUAAUGUUGGUAAACAGUUCGGAUAUAUAGAUAGAGAAAAAACGUUCAUAUUGCACGAUAGUCCCAGAAAGUGGUCGCAGUUAACGUUGGAAGAUUUAUAUUUACAAGAUGUCGGUAAAUUCGUGCUUAUUUCCUGCGCAGUCUCUUAUUCUGUUUAUUAUGGAAUGGGAGGAUUUCUACAUUGGUACUACUACGUUCGGCAGAGGGACCGAGCAGAGGAAUGGAAAUGCCAGCCCAAAAAGUGGAUAACUCCGGAGUUGGAGAGGCACGAAAUCAUUCUAGGAUCGAUGACUUUGUUUGUGAAUUCGACCAUUGGAGGCGUCUUGGCUUGUUACGUGGCUAAUGGUGGUUAUAGCUGCAUUUACUAUAACAUAUCAGAUUAUGGAUGGAUUUGGUUUUUUCUGCAAAUUCCAGUUGUAUACAUUUACAUGGACUAUACAACCUACUGGAUACAUCGUAUUUAUCACUGGCCGUUCCUCUACAAGCACUUUCACAAAUUACACCACAAAUACAAGCAACCUACUGCAUUUUCUGUCACAGCAAUACAUCCCGUAGAAUCAACAAAUGUUCAACUGUUAGUGAUAACACCGGUAUUCUUAUUUCCGGUUCACUGGGGACCAUUUUAUGCAAUUGUUGCUUACGUCUACUACCAUGGCAUAAUAGAUCACUCAGGGAUAGCUUUUAAGGCACAAUGGUGGCAACCAUGGCAACCGGAUGCAAUUUUUCAUGACAAUCAUCAUCAGUACUUCCAUGUUAAUUUUGGAUUCAACAUGGAAAUUUGGGAUCGCAUCCACGGAACCUACAGAAAAAAGGACCGUGUAUAUACUGAAGACAUAUUUUACGGACAAGGAAAAUCCCUCAGUGAAAUCAGCAAAUCUGAACUGGAAGCAGACAUGGAGGAAAGAAAAUCUGAGAAUCCUCUUGCUUAUCGUAAUAACAAAAACGAAAAUCAACUGACUAAGAAUGAAAUUCAAAAACUAAAGAAGAACAAAUCACGAUCAUGAUAGCUGGAAGGGAGUGCAGCAAUUUAACGGUGUUUCAAAAGUUGAUUCAACGAAAAUGGAAUGAAAUCCAUAUUAAAAUUUUUAUAAACUA
Messenger RNA from Leptinotarsa decemlineata (Colorado potato beetle), 1116 nucleotides. RefSeq lists its product as uncharacterized. The record is from RefSeq and is a predicted model, not a curated record. Lineage: Eukaryota; Metazoa; Arthropoda; Insecta; Coleoptera; Chrysomelidae. Gene Ontology annotation, molecular function: oxidoreductase activity; iron ion binding. Gene Ontology annotation, biological process: lipid biosynthetic process.